This is a messenger RNA of Gastrolobium bilobum, 4023 nucleotides long. RefSeq names its product SNF2 domain-containing protein CLASSY 1-like. The coding region runs from base 1 to 3804 and encodes 1267 amino acids. The record is from RefSeq and is a predicted model, not a curated record. Lineage: Eukaryota; Viridiplantae; Streptophyta; Magnoliopsida; Fabales; Fabaceae. The transcript is spliced from 7 exons. Gene Ontology annotation, molecular function: ATP binding; ATP-dependent chromatin remodeler activity. Gene Ontology annotation, biological process: gene silencing by siRNA-directed DNA methylation.
AUGUACAGAAAAAGGCAGUUACAUCAAUUGAAUCAUCCAUUCAGUUCUCAGCCCUUUGAAGCAGUUAUCUUUGGCUCGUGGCAAGCUGUGGAGCUCCUAAAAAUCGAGUCAGGAACUAUGACCAUGCAUUUUUUAGAUGAUCGUCAUAUGGCUAUGGAGAAAGGCCCCUCCUCAGACAUUCGUAUAAGGUCAAGGAAAGCUACUUUAUCAGAUUGCUCCUGCUUAUUACGUCCUGGAAUUGACAUAUGCGUGUUAUCAGCCCCUCAGCGCACUGAUAAUUCAGAUGAAUUUAGUCUCGAACCUGUUUGGGCUGAUGCUAAAAUAAGUUCUAUACAGAGAAAGCCCCAUGAAUCUGAGUGCUCAUGUCAAUUUUAUGUCAACUUCUAUGUUAAUCAAGGUUCGCUUGGUGCAGAGAUAAGAACUCUUAGUAAGGAGAUUAAAAUAGUUGGAAUCAAUCAAAUCUCUAUCCUCCAAAGACUUGAACAUAUUCCUUGUGAAAAUCAGCCUUACCGGUGGGCUUCAUCUGAGGACUGCUCUGCAUUAUCACAAACUAAAUUGCUUUUGGGAAAAUUUUUAUGUGAUCUUUCAUGGUUAGUUGCUGCGUCUGUUGUAAAGAAGGUUUCAUUUUGUGCAAGAUCUGUAGAAAACAAGCUAGUGUAUCAAAUUUUGGGAAGUAAUAUUAUUAGCACUUCAUUGAACACUGAGUCUCAUAUAAAUGUUGUGAAUUUCAGAAUAGACAAUGACGUAUUAGUACCUUUUGUUUCUCAAGUUGUUACACAUACUAUCGAGAGAAUUGAGUAUGCACAUGAAUCCCAUGAAGAUAAAGUGUCUCCAUCUUAUAAUAUUGAGGGCUUACGACGUUCCAAACGCCGGAAUGUACAACCUGAGCGUUACCUUGGUUGCGAUGAUGUUUCUGAGUUCGAAGUUGGUUCUUUUAGAACCAGGCCACCAGUUAAGAUAGACACAUGGGAGGAUGAUGAAUUGUCAUUGCCAUUAUCAUGCCUGUUUGGUUUGCAGCAAAACUGUCCAGAAGAGGAUGUUAACAAUUGUCAAAAGGUCAAGAAGGUGAAUACCUGCCGGGAGCUUGUAGUGUACAAGAGGAGGGCUAACAGGAGGGCUAAAACCGGGGAGGUAAAGUUAGGCGAUGCUAAUCAAAAUGAGCAUCAAAAUCAACUUGCUAUUAUUCCUUUUCCUGAUCAAGGUGAUCCAAUAGCCCUUGAGCAUUAUGAUGUAAAUGACAAGGUUACUAGAAGUUACGGGCAUGAAUGUACUGAAAAUUCUUCCAGAUAUCAUCAUCUGAAAAAUAGCCCUAAACUAAAGGGGAACAAUAAGAGGAGUUUAUGUGAUCUGGAUGACAUGGAUAUUGGAAACAAAUGGGAAGGGAUAAAUUCCAAUAAAGGAACUCAAGAGAAAAAAUAUCAUUCUACAUAUUCAAGAAGUAGAAAUCUUGGCGAAGAAAAAACUUAUAAAGGCAGAGACAGAACCUUAAAUGCAGCUGCCUACAAGGAAUUGAUAAAUUCAUACUUAAAGAAAAUGAAUACAAGACCAGCUAAAGAAGAACCAUCUGUUACUGAUCAGUGGAAGCAAGUCCAGGCAACAAGCAUGUUUGGCCAACCGAAGGAAACAGAGUUAUCACAUAGAGAGGAGGAUGAGGAAGAAAUGUCUGAGAUAGAUAUGUUAUGGAGAGAAAUGGAAGUGUCAUUGGCAUCAAGUUAUCUUAACGAAGACAAAGAGGGUUCAAAUGCUGACAAUUGUGCUGAGGCUCUGGAGAAAUCGACUGAAGUUUGUGAACAUGAUUAUAGAUUGAACGAAGAAAUUGGAAUUUACUGCCUAAAAUGUGGCUUUGUGAGGAUGGAGAUUAAAUAUGUUUUGCCACCCUUUAUAGAACGUUCAGUGUGUCACCAAGAGGAUAAGCAGUGUGGUGGAGAAUAUUCAGGGUCCAAGACUGAUGAAGAUGAUGAUUUCCAACUUUGCGCAACUUAUGCUUCUCCUGAUGAACCUAUUUCUGAAGAAAGUGAUAACGUUUGGGCAUUAAUUCCCGAACUUAGAAAAAAGUUGCAUGUCCACCAAAAGAAAGCUUUUGAGUUUCUUUGGCAAAAUAUUGCAGGGUCUAUGGAACCAGCUCUUAUGGAAGCAGAAUCCCGAAAAAGAGGUGGCUGUGUGAUAUCUCAUUCUCCUGGAGCUGGAAAAACUUUACUCAUUAUUGCUUUUCUUGUUAGCUACUUGAGGUUAUUCCCCGGGAAGAGGCCUCUGGUCCUUGCUCCAAAAACAACGCUCUAUACUUGGUAUAAAGAAUUUAUCAAGUGGGAAAUUCCUGUACCAGUGUAUCUGAUUCAUGGCCGUAGAACCUUCAGGGUAUACAAGCAGAAAUCAGCAAUGGUUUUUCCUGGAUUUCCCAAGCCCACUGAGGAUGUAAAGCAUGUUUUGGAUUGCCUGGAAAAUAUACAAAAGUGGCAUUCACACCCAAGUGUUCUAAUAAUGGGCUAUACUUCAUUUUUAACAUUGAUGCGAGAGGAUUCAAAGUUUGCACACAGAAAGUAUAUGGCUAAAGUAUUGAGGGAAAGUCCUGGGCUCCUGGUACUGGAUGAAGGGCAUAAUCCAAGAAGCACUAAAUCAAGGUUGAGAAAAGUUUUAAUGAAAGUAGAGACAAAAUUGAGGAUAUUACUUUCGGGUACAUUAUUUCAGAACAACUUCUGUGAAUACUUCAACACUCUCUGCCUGGCAAGACCAGUGUUUUCUUUUGAAGUUCUGAAAGCAUUAGACCCAAAAUACAGGAGGAAAAGGAGGGCACCAGAAAAGGCAUAUCAUUUAAUAGAGUCACGGGCUAGAAAAUUCUUCCUGGAUAAAAUUGCUAAGAAAAUUGACUCAAAUAUUGGUGACGAGAGGAUGGAAGGUCUAAACAUGUUGAGGAAUGUAACAAAUGGUUUUAUAGAUGUUUAUGAAGGUGGGAAUUCUGAUAGUCUACCUGGUUUACAAAUUUACACAUUGCUAAUGAAUACAACUGAUGUACAGCAUGAGAUUUUGCAGAUCCUGCACAAGAGAAUGGCUAAGUGCAGUGGAUACCCUCUGGAGUUAGAGCUUUUGAUAACUCUUGGUUCAAUACAUCCUUGGUUGGUCAAAACAGCUGUCUGUGCUGAAAAGUUUCUCACUAGGGAGCAAUUGAAGGAGCUAGAUAAAUACAAGUUUGAUUUAAAAAUAGGGUCAAAAGUAAGAUUUGUUUUGAGCCUUAUCUAUCGUGUUGUCAAGAAGGAGAAGAUUCUUAUCUUUUGUCACAACAUUGCACCUGUCAAAUUAUUUCUAGAAUAUUUUGAGAAGUACUUUGGAUGGAGAAAAGGUCGUGAAGUUUUGGUACUAACUGGGGAACUAGAGCUCUUUGAACGGGGUGUAAUAAUGGACAAGUUUGAGGAGCCUGGUGGAGUAUCAAUGAUACUCCUUGCUUCAAUUACAGCUUGUGCUGAAGGCAUUAGUUUGACAGCUGCUUCUCGUGUGAUUAUGUUGGAUUCAGAGUGGAACCCAUCAAAAACAAAGCAGGCUAUUGCUCGUGCCUUUCGUCCUGGUCAGCAAAAAGUGGUUUAUGUGUAUCAGCUCUUGGUAACAGGCUCAUUGGAGGAAGAUAAGUACCGAAGAACCACUUGGAAAGAGUGGGUAUCAAGCAUGAUUUUUAGCGAGGCCUUUGUGGAGGACCCUUCUCAAUGGCAAGCUGAGAAGAUUGAAGAUGAUAUACUAAGGGAAAUGGUUGAGGAGGAUCGGUCUAAAUCAUUCCAUAUGAUUAUGAAGAAUGAAAAAGCUUCAACAAACAGAUGAAAGAACAGGACCAUCCGAAGCUUGAGAUUGCAGUAAGAGCAUCAAUAAAGGACCCAACCCCACUUCUUAACAAGCUUUAUGGGGAGCCCAAUCUGUCUUUUUAUUUUUUUUUUGUUCUUAACAAGCCAUUGAAUUUAUUCAGGCAGAUUCUAGUUUUUGCAAUUAUGAUAAAUUAUCGACAAUUUUAUUUAUUUAUUUAAUUAGUACAUUGGAGGUUCA